AUGAGCGAUGUGGGUGUGAUGCAUGAGCUGCUUUUUGCCUUGCUGGGCUACACCGGUGGCCUCGUGGUCGAGACACCCGAAGGCUUCACGCUAGCACCACAGAGCUUCAUCACUGAAGGAGAGCGACAACUGCUGGAGAAGACCCUCAAGGUCGGCUUCUACUGCAAGAAGCUCUCAGACUUCACUGCCACCCUGCGGCGCCGCCACUUCGCCAACGCCGGGACGGAGACGACGUCGCCAGGGCACUACGCGUAUGGCUUGGCUGUGCGAAUCGAAUCGGCCUUGGAGAAGUUCCGCGAGAAGGUCUUGGAGUUGGAAGAUGAAGUCCUCGAGAAGCCCAGCUUGCCGCUGGCCUAUCUCCUGGCGAAGCUGGAAGAAGAUACGGUGCUCUUGGGUGUCUUGCACCGCUUGAUGACACAGGUCACCACGCGCUCCCUCCGUGGUGCAGCCUUGUUAGAUCUCCUGUGGCAAGCAGUGGCGUGCGCUGGAGGCCCCUCCUUACAGCGCUGCCUGGCGGAGCAGCUGGAGGGCGCUGGGCAAGUCUGGGUCAAUCAGCUUGUGGCGUGGAUGGUCUACGGUCGCUUGGCAGACCCAGACCAUGAGUUCUUCGUGCAACGUCUCGACACCUCCGACCAGAGGAGCGUGGAGGACCUAUCGCUGCCGGGUGAGGCACUGCAGGAGUGGCAUCACCUCUUUCAGCUCCGCGAGGAGGCCGUGCCCCGAACUGUGAUCACGCGCAACGCCGCCGAGAAGGUGCUCUUUACUGGAAAGGCUGUGCGGGUUUUGAUCCGCUCUCACUGCUGGAGUGGACAGGAGGAGCAUUUGCAGAGGCAUGUGGACACCUUGAGGUCCUGCUUCUCGUGCAAGAGCCCCUGCAACGUCCUGGAGCGUUGCAUCGGUGAGCUGAAAGAGAACGCCAAUGCCCAGCUGCUGGAGCUUCUGAAGCGAUCACGUCUGGUGCAGACCCUGCAGGCGAUGAAAGGUUUUUACCUCCUGGGCUAUGGUGCCUUCUAUCAGACCUUGUUAGAUGUCGAGGGGACAAGCCCACAAGCGCUGCUGGAUGGUUGGGAGAAGGCCUUGGCGGAGAUGGAAAGCACUGCAACUGGCGCAUCUGCACGCGACACCUCGUCCGCCGUGCACUGCCACGCUGUUCGGCUUCAGCUGGUGCCCAGGUCAGUGGAUUUGCAUUCCUUUGACGAUGAGAAUGUCAAGGUCAUGGGCGGGCGCUUGGAGAACGGCCUGGUGCUGAUGUCGCCGCGAAGCAUGGUGUGGCUGCAGACGAAAGUCAGGAUCUCCAGCAGCUUUCAGCACGUGUUCAACUUCCAGCUGCGCCCCAAGCACCGUGGUGGGAGCGCAGCGUCCACCGCAUCUCGUGCCUUUGGGGAGUACGGCACGCGCUUGGCGCUGUGCUUUCAGCCGAACCGCCGGCUGCAGGAGAUCGUCGAGCCCUUGGAGACCUGGCGCAGCUUGGGGGAAUGCCUGGCAGUGGAGGUCACGUACUGUGUCCUGCCACACCUGCAACAUCGAGCUUCAGCGGAGAGCACUGCAGAGGUGACCGUCAGCAUCUUUACGGCGUCCGGUGAACAGAAAGCAGCCCAAUUGGCCACGACAACGCUGAGCAUGCCUGACGUGCAGCCAAUGAUUCACAUGGUUCGCGUUUGGUAUGACUCGGAGAAGGGCCAGCUGGAGGUGUUCUUUGGGAGCGAUGCAGUGACGCCUUGCUGCAGCUGCCAGCUGGACUUGAAGCACUUCUCUUUGGAGAUGGGAUGCUCCUAUGUGGGGUUGUGCUGCCUGCCCUUGGAGUUGGCCCACAACGAGCCUUUCGUGCGGAUCAUGACCUGGAGACAUCAGACCAAAGAGAGGUUGGACUUUGAAGAACAGACCGCCAUGGUGACCUUCUCCGAUUUGACCUUGAGCUACCAGGUUCCCUGGCCUUUGCCUUUGAUCAUCACACAGAGCUGCUUGCAGAGGUACAAUCGCUUCUUCCAGCAGCUUCUCACCUACCGCCGCACAGCUCUGGAUUUGCAGCGCUUCCGCCUCGAUGGUACUUCCUCGGUGGAAACUGCACGGGCUCGAUGGGCCUUCAAAGCGCAGCUGCAGUUCUUCUGGUCGCAGGUUCUGCAGUACUUCCUUCAGGACGUGGUUGAAGCUUCGCACCAGAAGUUGAUGGAUGCCGUGGCCGCGUCCCAAACCUUCGACGAGGUGACUCGCGCUCACGAGGAGUUCAUGUCGACGGUCAGCACUCAUCUCUUCUUGAAGGCUCCAGAACUGCACAAGGAGCUGGCAAAUGCCCUGCGCAUUGCCAAUGUCUUCCGGCAAGUUGCAGCUCAGGGUGACAGCGGAGCGCCGCUGAAGCGUAUGCAGGAGGAGUUCGUGGAGUCGGUCAAGGCGGUCAUCUCCAUGAUGCAGAGCAUCCACCGACACGGCCGAGUGAUGCCUUUGCUGGAGCAGCUUUUAGCACGCCUGGAGUACAACGGCUAUUUCGAGACGGAGCAGCUGCAAGAGGACCUGCAGCAGCUGGAAAACCGACUCGAGCUGGGCUUGGUCUAUGACCUUGUAGCCUUCUUGUUUCUCUCCUCGGUGAAGCUUCUGAUCCUCAUGUACUUCCUCUUUGAGCAGGCUUACAUCAUGCGACUAGAUGUGAGAUUCUUGACCAUGGCCGUGGCCGCCGUGGUGGUGGAAAGCGUUUGCGGAAUCAUCAAUGUGCUCCAAACCAUGAAGCUUGCCACGCUGAACGUCACAGAGACGAUCCUCCUUUUGGCUUCCGUGGUCUCGGUGCUCACCGUCGCAUCGUACUUCGUGGUGGAAGAGCUGCUGCCCAGCGAGAUCCGGCCCGAGCUGGGCUACCUCUCGACCCUGACGGAGGUUCCAGAGCCUCGCCAUCAUCGCUGA
Molecule: messenger RNA, 2892 nt
Organism: Durusdinium trenchii
Lineage: Eukaryota; Dinophyceae; Suessiales; Symbiodiniaceae
Source: the annotation of a GenBank genome assembly